AUGGACUUGCCUGAACGCGUACUAAUGGGCAAAGUAACUUCAAGAUUGGUAUUGCAAAAAUUGAACAGUGGAAAUCAUUCUCAAUUGUCAUUUAAUGGUAAAAUCAGUCAACUGGCAAAUAGGCUAACAUCAAGUGAGAAAGAUAAUUCUCAUCAUUGCGAUCAGAGAAUAUACUCACUUGCACCGGCUUCUUCCGAGUUAAGUAACUAUCAGCCAUUUAAACAAUUUUCGCGAUCGUUCAUUUUGAAAAAAUAUAGCAAUGAAAAGUCACCUGAUUUAUUCGGUGAUGAUGAUGAUGACGAUGAUGAGAACGGUAAUGGCGGCGUGGACAAUCAUGUGGAAAUGGAAAAAGAUAACCAAUAUUCUGCAACAGAAAGAGUAGAGAAGUCAAAUCCAACAUUCGGCGCUGCCUAUGAUGCUAUAGAGAAUUGCUCUUUUCAUUGCCCAACAGAAUCAAGUUUUGUUGACGAUGAACAGGCCGGGGAUGUGAGUUUCGCUGACAAUGGAAUCAAAGGCAAACGCUUUAAAGUACUUUUUCGCGAGAACUGCAGACGUGAAAAGGAAUUUCUUAAAAGGAUACGUAAAUGUUUGGCUGGAGUUUUACCUCCGCCCUCUGUUACUAUACCUCAGCUGGAUAUGUUUGAAGCGAUAUUAACACAGAAAGAUGAAAUUUUGAACUUUUUUUGCAAUUCCACUGCCCACGAGUACACCAGCGCAGAGGAUAACAAGCAUGAAAGUUUAUUGAAACCUACACAUACUCUGGAAGAUGCAAAGAAUAUGCCUUGGAAAGAUGUUUUGGCACUAAGGCAACACGGUCUGAGCUAUAACCUAAACGAAGCCUCCGAAAGUAACGAGUACUUAAAUUUGUCUAUUGUGGAACAUUUCAUCGGAGCAGAAACGGCUUCUUCUUAUGAAAAUGUUCCUUCAAACAUUAAAAGACAUAAUGCCCGCAUAAAACAACUUUGUCAAUCGCCUGGAAGUCGUUUAAGUCAUUUGGCCAGACGUAGAGCAGUGUUUUCUUCUGCUAACUUAGCGAACACUUCCCAACAAUCCCAGACUUUAAUAGGUCCGCAAAUUUUAGUUGAUAAAACCAAAGGGAAAAAUCGGCGUAAAGAAAAUACACCUAAACGUAAAACACCCGGCAGUAAAAAGAAAAAUCGCAAAACCCCGACUUCCUCAGCACGUAAGUGUCUUUUCCGUAAUGAUAUUAAACCUGGACCAUCAAGAGAGACCUCGAAACGUGCUUUAUUUCAAAGCCCAGCCAAACAAUCAAAACCAUCGGUAUCGAGAUUUCCCACCAUUAAACCGGAAUUGGCUAAUCGAGUAGAAAAAUCGAAACCAGCUUUACUAUGA
Molecule: messenger RNA, 1353 nt
Organism: Glossina fuscipes
Lineage: Eukaryota; Metazoa; Arthropoda; Insecta; Diptera; Glossinidae
Exons: 7
Coding region: 1-1353 (450 amino acids)
Source: RefSeq, a predicted model, not a curated record